This is a messenger RNA of Aspergillus tubingensis, 2613 nucleotides long. RefSeq names its product putative RNA12 protein (gene yme2). The coding region runs from base 1 to 2613 and encodes 870 amino acids. The record is from RefSeq and is a predicted model, not a curated record. Gene Ontology annotation, cellular component: mitochondrial inner membrane. Gene Ontology annotation, molecular function: RNA binding. Lineage: Eukaryota; Fungi; Ascomycota; Eurotiomycetes; Eurotiales; Aspergillaceae. The transcript is spliced from 3 exons.
AUGUAUUGGUCCAGAUCAUCCAGUCGACGUCAUAGUUCGAGACUCCAGGAACAGCGUCUCUUGUUCUUCAGGAACCCCUCUAGCUUCCUGCACAAUGCUGUGAGGUCUGCAGAGAUGAUGCGACUCCCCUAUCGAGCGGUGGUGCCGCGCGCAACUCUACCCCAUGCACGCUUCAGUAGACCUUCUGCGAUUCCUUCCUUGACAAAGGCGUUCAUCGUUAGUCGGCGUACUUCGUCACAUGCCUCUUUCAUCGAGACUGGGCACAUUGACGUGAAAGACGACGAGGGUCUUGUAUUUGUGAAUAAUAUCUUUCCGUCGAAGCUACAAUGGUUGCUACAAGGCCCGCUGAGCGGGACUAAAACCUACGAAGAGGCGUUGAAAAGAAUCAACAGACCCCAUCUGGCGGCGUCGGAUCCAUUGCAUAUAAUCCGCCGUGUCUUCCCCCAGAGCCUGAACGUCGACAUCCGGGAAGUCAUUCCGCGCUUCAGAGAAGGCGGUGCUUUUGUGAAAUAUGUUCGCAAGGAUGGUGUCCGAGACACUGACAUUGUAACCGCUGUGCAGGACCAUCUGGAGCACAAUCCUAUCCGGCCCUGGUUCAACCCGUUUCAGCAGGUCAAGGUUGCCCACGUGCAUGGAAGACCGUGGAUCGAGGAUCUAUAUCGCAUCCCAAGCCAGCGGCUGCGCGUGGAAUUCCUGCCAGGCUCCGUUGAUGGAGCCGCAACGGAACUGACCACGGAAACGUUGUAUUCUUUCUUCAGGAGAUAUGGAAAAUUACGGGACAUUGAGAGACAGCCGACAGAUUCGAAGAUCGCCCCGAGAUAUGCCUUUGUGUCAUUCACGCGGCAAAAGUACGCAGUCAUGGCCAAGAACUGCAUGCACGGAUUCACCAUCCCGGAGCAAGAAGGCGGCGGCAAGUCCGGAACGAGGAUCAAGAUCAAGUACGAGCGGAAGAUCAAGCUAUCCGUCAUCAAGGACUGGAUCUUGAACCAUCCGAGGAUCGUGAUCCCUGCCAUUGCCGCACUCAUUGCGGCCAUCACCGUGACCAUCUUCGACCCUAUUCGCACCUUCUUUAUCGAAAUGAAGAUCAAAGCCACUCUGCAAACUGAGGAGAACAGUGUCCUUCAAUGGAUCCGGAAUCAGGUCAACAAGGCCAACAUCAUCUACUUCGGGCGCCAGAGGACAGAUCCUCGUCGUCUCACUGCGAUCUGGGAGGAUCGCCAGGGAGACAUUAAGCAGUUGCAGUCCUGGCUGAUGGAAAAUGCCGAGACGUUCAUCGUCAUCCACGGCCCUCGAGGCACGGGAAAGCGAGAGCUUGUGUUGGACCGAGCCCUUGAGAACUACAAGUAUAAGGUCGUCAUCGAUUGUAAACAGAUCCAAGACGCCAAAGGCGAUACUGCAAAGAUAGCCCGUGCUGCUAGCCAGGUCGGUUACCGGCCUGUGUUCUCAUGGAUGAACAGCAUGAGCAGCUUUAUCGACCUAGCUGCGCAGGGCAUGAUCGGCACCAAGGCUGGCUUCUCCGAGACAUUGGAUGCGCAGCUCAGCAAGAUCUGGCAGAAUACUGCCACUGCUCUAAAGAAGGUUGCCCUGUCCAACAGGAAAAGUGACGACAAGGAGGCACACCUCUCAGACGAGGAGUACCUAGAAGCUCACCCUGAGAAGCGUCCCGUCGUAGUCAUCGACAACUUUCUGCAUAAUGCCUCUGAGAGCAGUGUGGUGUACGACAAGAUCACCGAGUGGGCUGCAGGCCUCACGACUGGAAACAUCGCUCAUGUAGUAUUCUUGACUACUGACGUUUCCUUCUCCAAACCUCUGAGCAAGGCAUUGCCAAACUCAGUGUUCCGGACCAUUUCCCUAGGCGAUUGCUCGCUCGACGUGGGCAGGAAAUUUGUCCUCAGCCAUCUUGAGCAUGGGGCAAAGGAUGGAGCCAAUUCAGGCCAGAACAUGGAAGAAGUAGGAGACUUGGGUACCCUGGAUAGCUGCAUAGAGGUGCUGGGAGGCCGAGUGACCGACCUUGAAUUCAUGGCACGGCGCAUCGAGACUGGAGAAACGCCCAGAGCGGCAGUUAAUCGCAUCAUCGAACAAUCGGCAUCCGAGAUUUUGAAGAUGUUCGUCUUUGACCCUGACAUUGAAUCCAAACAGUGGAGCCACGAACAGGCCUGGCAUUUAAUUAAGACGCUAGCCCACUCCCAGGAUGGCACUUUGCCGUACAAUCAAGUUCUCCUCUCCGAUUUGUUCAAGGAGAACGGCGAGGCCACCCUCCGAGCCCUUGAACAAGCCGAGCUUAUCGCAAUCAGUUCCGUCAACGGAUGUCCUGACGCAGUGAAGCCGGGCAAGCCUGUCUAUCGGGCGGUAUUUAAGCGGUUAACGGAGAACAAGACGCUGAGUAGCCGGCUGGACCUGGACAUCGUCAAGCAGCUGCUGAGUAGUGAAAACAAGAGCAUUGGGAAAUAUGAGCAGGAGCUGCAGGUAUUGGGAUCUCUCCCCAAGCAGCCCCGGGAGCUCAGCGCACGGAUUCAAUGGCUCCUGCAGAAGGUGGCAAGUUCGCAGAACAAGAUCAGCCAGUACGAGCACGAGAGUGCCAUCUUACAGAAGGUGUUGCGUCGAGAGCAUUGA